Histoplasma mississippiense is the source of this 1347-nucleotide messenger RNA. RefSeq names its product FK506-binding protein 1. Gene Ontology annotation, molecular function: macrolide binding; peptidyl-prolyl cis-trans isomerase activity. The record is from RefSeq and is a predicted model, not a curated record. Gene Ontology annotation, cellular component: chromatin; nucleolus. The coding region runs from base 1 to 1347 and encodes 448 amino acids. Lineage: Eukaryota; Fungi; Ascomycota; Eurotiomycetes; Onygenales; Ajellomycetaceae. The transcript is spliced from 5 exons.
AUGUCUUCAACUCACCCAGUUGCUCUUUAUGCUGUGAAGGUGCCGCCAGGCGGUAUCAUGAUACCUGCCGGAGCAGAUGCCUCUGCUAUGUUCCGCGUCACAAUGGCUGCUAUCGACCCCGAUGCUCCACCUGAGUUUGAUGCCGAGACGGAGGGCAAGCCACCACGUGCGACAUUGAAGAUCGUCCGCCCUCCUGCAGGAAUGGAUCUUGAGGAUGAUUCGGACGAUGAUGAUUAUGAGGAUGGUGACGAGGAUGAAGACAUGGAAGAUUCGGAGGACGAGUCAAAUGGAGGACCUAGUGACCCUGCCAAGUUGAAGCAAGCUAGACAAGCGGCUGCAUUGAAAGAUUCUGAUGAUGACGGCUCAGAUGGAGAGGAUGUCGACCUCAAAGCCGCUAUUUCGAAGUUAAUAAAGGGUAAAGAUAGGGCUACUGGGGAUGAUGACAGUGACAGUGACGUUUCUGAGGGACUGGAAAUGGAAGAGGUCGUUGUUUGCACCCUUGAUCCUACAAAGACCUGCCAACAACCCCUUGACUUCGUCGUUGGAGAGCACGAACGCAUCUUUUUCAAGGUCACUGGUACCCACUCUGUUUACAUUACUGGUAACUAUGUCAUGCCCACUCAUGAUCACGAAGAUAUGGACGAUAGUAGUGAUGAGGAUGACGAAUAUGACGACUGCGAUCUUAGUCCUGAUGAAGACGAAUUGGAUCUGAUGGCUGAGGACGAAGAGAGCGAUGAGCUGGAUGAUAUAGAUGAUCCCCGUAUCACGGAGAUUGACUCUGACGAAGAGGAAGCUGAAAAGGCUGCCGCCAAGAAGAAGGGAAAGAAACGCCCCGCCGAAGAUUCCGGAGAUGAAGGUGCUAACUUGGACGACCUCAUGUCAAAAGCUCUCAAAUCGGGAUCCCAGCCAACUACUAACGGCGUGACAAAGCUUAGCAAGAAGCAACAGAAGAAGUUGAAGAAAAACAAUGGCGAAGCCGUGGAGAUCCCGGUAAAGACAUCAGAGCCGGCCAAGUCCGACAAAAAAGUUCAAUUUGCCAAAAAGCUUGAGCAAGGCCCUACUCCUUCACCUCCUAAGAAGGAUGGUGAGAAGAAGGAUGGAGAGAAGAAGACACCUGCUACCGGCACCCUCGGCGUCAAGGAGGUCCAAGGAGUCAUACUUGAUGAUAGGAAGCUUGGAUCUGGCCGUGUUGCCAAGAAAGGAGAUCGGGUAUCCAUGCGAUAUAUCGGAAAACUUGAAAAUGGCAAGGUUUUUGAUGCAAACAAAAAGGGGCCACCAUUCUCCUUUAAGCUUGGCAACGGAGAAGUGAUCAAAGGCUGGGACAUCGGUAUCCCCGGCAUACAUUAA